AUGUCUGCCAACGACUACUACAACAGCGGCAGCGGCAGCGGCAGUGGCUACCCGCCUCAGCAGCAGUACGGCCAGCAGCAGCAGCAGUACGGCGGCGGCUACCCCCAGCAGCAGGGCUACUCUCAACAGCCUCAGUACGGCGGCCAGCAGCAGCAAUACAACCAGGGCUACCCCCCUCAGCAGCAGUACGGCCAGCAGCAGCAGUACGACCACAACCGCAGCGCCUCUCCCUACGACCAGCAGUCCCAAUACGGCCAGCACCAGCAGCAGCCUCCCUACGGCCAGCAGCAGUACGGCGGCCAGCCCGGCUACGAGCAGCAGCAGUACCCUGGCGGCGGCCCUGGCGGCGGCCCUCCCGGCGCCGAGGGCCCCGAGGGCGAGCGUGGCCUCGCUGCCACCCUGAUCGGAGGCGGUGCUGCUGGCUUCGCCGCGCACAAGGCCGGUGGUGGCAAGCUGGCCAGCGUGGGGGCUGCUGCUGUGGGCGCCAUUGGUGCGAAUCUGAUUGAGCACGCUUUCAAGAAGCACAAGGAGGAAAAGGAGAUGCAGAACAUGGCCUAUGGCGGUAACAACGGUGGCCACCACCAUCACCACCACGGCCAUCAGCAGUACUAG
Trichoderma asperellum CBS 433.97 is the source of this 612-nucleotide messenger RNA. RefSeq lists its product as uncharacterized. NCBI's taxonomy places the organism in Eukaryota, Fungi, Ascomycota, Sordariomycetes, Hypocreales, Hypocreaceae. The record is from RefSeq and is a predicted model, not a curated record.